Molecule: messenger RNA, 929 nt
Organism: Orbicella faveolata
Lineage: Eukaryota; Metazoa; Cnidaria; Anthozoa; Scleractinia; Merulinidae
Product: gamma-aminobutyric acid type B receptor subunit 1-like
Source: RefSeq, a predicted model, not a curated record
CCUAAUCUUAUUUUGUGUUUUCCUCAGUGUUCAGAUGCUUACGUGAUCAAAGCUCUAAUUGAGCAGUUGCGGAGACCGCCGACAAAAGUGGCACUAUUAGGUCCCGGAUGUUCGAUCUCGGCAAUGCCAGUGGCAGCCGCGUCACAUUUUUGGAACUUGAUACAGGUGGGGUUUAGUGCUGCAUCACCACGUUUGUCGGACAAAAUUCGCUACCCUUUGUUCUUCCGAAUUAACGCUCCUGAGACCAUCCUAAACAAGGCUAUCGUCACACUGCUGCGAAGAUUCGGCUGGAAACAAAUUGCCAUUGUUAAACAAGACGAGGAUCUCUUCAAUGACGUUGAGGUACCACGCGGAUCGCCCUGGGGACGAGAGUCACUAGAAUUUUGCCCGAAUGCUGACAUCAUCUGGAUAGACGGCGUGGAAAAGACGAAAACUGAAGAGUUCUUUAGCAAGCUCCGAAAAAACAUCCGAAGUAGUAAAAAAAGUUUUGGAGGGUUUCAUUGCAACUGAUGAAAAUUUGCUGAAAGUUUCUGUGAUUUCUUUAAUUGCCAGUGUGAUUGUGAUUUCUUUGUGUUGCUGCCACACAACAAAAAAUACUACCCCUUGGUUACUGAUGUUCUAAACUCAAAAGCUCUGCCUUUACAGAUAACUUCACCGUUUUUUUCUGUGGUUCUUGGUAGGCUCAUGAACAUCUGCAGACAAUACUUGAGCAACAAGGAAUCUCUGUGAUUGUUACAAACAGCUUUGUGAAGGAUCCGGAUAUUGUCAUAGCCAUAGUUAGUAGUUCCCCUCCACUAACUAUGGUAAGAAUGACGGCAUAAAAUCUGCACCAUCACAGGCUAAUGGAAAUAUGGCUUCGAAAAUUACAGCUCACAUUUCUUUGGAAUUUUGCAUAACUUUCGUCGCAAGAUCAAAUUCUUUUACAAACU